This is a messenger RNA of Triplophysa dalaica, 1727 nucleotides long. RefSeq names its product tektin 3 (gene tekt3). Gene Ontology annotation, cellular component: sperm flagellum; nucleus; microtubule cytoskeleton. Lineage: Eukaryota; Metazoa; Chordata; Actinopteri; Cypriniformes; Nemacheilidae. The transcript is spliced from 8 exons. Gene Ontology annotation, biological process: cilium movement involved in cell motility; cilium assembly. The record is from RefSeq and is a predicted model, not a curated record. Bases 25 to 1626 code for a protein of 533 amino acids.
UCAGUGCCGUUUGAUCCCUCACGCAUGCGCAGAGGUGACCAGAGAUCUGCAGAGGUGAGCGUUUUACUGUACACCUGUCGGCAGUGGAGAUCUGUGUACCAGCACUGUGAGAGAGACGGGCACGAUUCCAAUACAAGAGGUGGCCAAUUUCAUAGACACAUGGAGCUAAUAGGAUCCACUCAGACGGCCACUUACGCUCGGCCAAAGACCAGCCACUUCCUGCCAGCCAUUUCCACUACAGCAUCCAGUUAUAGAAGCCACCAACCAGCGCUGACCUUCAACCAAACUUCAAACAUGCCCUGGAAAACCAACACUUACUUUAGGACCGGCAGUGCAAUACCCACCGUAUCAGCCCUCCAAAGAGAAAACCUGGACCUGGUCCGGGCCAAGACCAUGUUUUACCCCUCAAACAGAACGGCUCUCAGCACACGCUACAUGCCUGAUGAUUGGUACAAAUCCAACCACAGUAACUACAGGGAGUCGGAAUCCUCCCGGAACAGCGCGGAGAGGCUGCGGAGAGACACGAUCCGGUUGAUCCAGGAUAAAGACCAGCUGACCCGCAGAACCCAGGAGACCACCAGUAAGAACAUUGGAGAAAGACUAAACAACAUCAGCUUUUGGAGGUCGGAGCUCAACCAUGAGAUCGACAACAUGGUGACGGAGAUAGCAGCAUUGACCGAUGUCAAAAGGAGAUUGGAACGAGCUCUCGCUGAGACGGAGAGUCCGCUGCAGGUGUCUCAGGAAUGUUUGUUCCACAGGGAGAAACGGAUGACCAUUGACCUGGUUCAUGAUGACGUGGAGAUCGAUUUAAUUAAGGAGGUGGAGGUUAUAAAGUCAUGUCAGGAGAGAAUGAGAAGACAUUUAGAGAGAGCCAUUGCUCAGCUAGCUUCAAACCGUGCUGCCCAGCAUGAGCUGGAGAGAGAUUUGAGCGAUAAGUUGACAGCACAGAGAAUCGAUGACAGGUGUCACCACCUCAGAAACACAUCUGACGGAAUCAGUUACUACAGAGGAAUCGAUCGCCUGGACCCAUCUAUCAGUCUUCCAGACACCUGGUCCAAGUUCACUGAUGACAACAUCCUUCACUCUCAGAGUGAACGGGCCGCAUCUCACAGACUUCGUGAUGAGAUCGAGAUUCUGCUCAACGCCACUUCCAACGAGAUGUGGAACCAGUUUAACGCCGCAAACGUGUCCUUUACCAACCGUAUCUCUGAAACAGCAGAUGCCAAAAACAAUUUGCAGGCACACCUGGCCAAGACCCUUCAGGAAAUCUUCCAGACUGAAAUGCUAAUCGAGGCUCUAAAAAAGGCGAUCCGAGACAAAGAGAACCCGCUUAAAGUCGCCCAGACUCGUCUGGAAGAAAGAUCUCGCAGACCUAACGUCGAACUGUGCAGGGACAACCCUCACCACAGGUUGAUCACUGAAGUGAGGGAGAUUGAAGACACUGUUCAGAAGUUGAAAGGAAGAUUAAUGGAGGCGGAGAACACUCUGCAGAACUUGGUGAAGACGAAGGUCGUUCUGGAGUACGACCUGUCGGUGAAAGCCAACUCUAUGUUUCUGGAUCAGGAGAAGUGCAUGAGUAUGAGGAAGAGCUUUCCCAGCACGCCUCGCUUGAUCGGAUAUACCUAGAUCUUCAAGAACCUCGUCUUAAUUCUGCUUCAAUCGUGGCCAGUUUGGUGUACCAAAUCUAAAUCUAAAAUCAAUCUGUCGAAUGUUGUGGACGUUUAUAA